AUGAAGGAAAGUGUUUGCUAUUUGUACUGCAAAGUUAUAGAAAGAAGUCAUUAUCCAAGAAGGUUGUGGGAAAAGACGAAACUUUCGAAAGAUAUGAAUAAGGCCUUGGAACAAAUCAGUGAUGCUCUUCUUCACUGGAGUGAGUACGUUCGUCACAAAUGUAAAGCGCGACUCAUUCGGAUUCAUCAAUAUCUAAUUCGUAUGAGAAGAAUGGCUAUCAAGGGAACGCAAAAGAAAAUCAUACCGAUCGCGCGCAAAGUCGAACGACGUGAGAAACGACGCGAGGAAAAGGCUUUAGUAGCUGCAAAAUUGGAUAAGGCUAUUGAGAGUGAACUACUUUCGCGGUUACGGCAAGGGACCUAUGGAGAUAUUUACAAUUUCCGACAGCAAGCUUUUGAACAAAUGCUUGAUGAGAACGAAACAGCGAUGGAACGAGAAGAAGAGGUUGAAGUUGAAGACGAUGAGACGCGGCCUUUUAAGGAUGUGGGCCGAAUGCAAUACGUGGCCGAUUUUGAGUCCUCAGAUGAGGAAGAGGAGGAUGACAUUGAGGACACGGCCGGUAGUCGCUGGUCACCUCCAGAAACUGAUAGCGAAGAGGACGAAUGGCAGAGACCAGGAGAGACGACUAAACGAAGGCGGCCACAUGUGGAAAUCGAAUACGAAGACGAAUCAGAGUUACGAUCGAAAAUCAAAGCUUAG
This is a messenger RNA of Cooperia oncophora, 699 nucleotides long. The record is from the annotation of a GenBank genome assembly. NCBI's taxonomy places the organism in Eukaryota, Metazoa, Nematoda, Chromadorea, Rhabditida, Trichostrongylidae.